Messenger RNA from Talaromyces stipitatus ATCC 10500, 705 nucleotides. RefSeq lists its product as uncharacterized. Lineage: Eukaryota; Fungi; Ascomycota; Eurotiomycetes; Eurotiales; Trichocomaceae. The transcript is spliced from 4 exons. Bases 1 to 681 code for a protein of 226 amino acids. The record is from RefSeq and is a predicted model, not a curated record.
AUGAUGUUGGGGAGUGCUGGAUUCGUCGAUUCUGUCACCGCUACCACGAUCGAAUUGACAAUUUNNNNAAAUAAACGAAAGUCUCCAGGAUCUGAAAAGAGUGAUCUAUCGGAGGCUACACAACUUGCUCUUAAAGCACUUCAAAAAUAUGCGGUACAGAAUGAAAUACUUGAACAUCAGCAGCAAGGCUUGGUCGAUGCAUUAAUUGGAGAGAAAAAAAGGCAGAAGCGAGGCCGGCCACUGGGUUUAAUUAAUAAGGAUAAUCCCGGUGAGGCACAAUUCUUCUCACCAGGUAGAAUUGAAGCUGCACGACAGCAAAUACAAAAUAUUGAGUUACAAAAGGAACAAGGAAAGAUCGAGGCAGCAAACCGACGUACACAAAAGGCAUUUGCGCGCCAACAGAAGGCCCAAGAGAUCCAGGAACGGCGAGAGACUCGAAUCCGUGAACGAGAGGAGAAAAGGCGUCAAAAAGAACUUGAAAAGGAGCAACUUCGCGUGGCCCGGGAAGCCCAGAAGGAGGUAAAGCGAGCUAAAGAAAGGCUAGCAAAGCAGGUAAACACUAAAAAGAGGCGAUACAGUAAGGUUAUCGAGAGUAAUGAGGAGGUUUCUUCAAAGAGGCCAAAAACAGGCAUAUCUCGUUCUGGGCGAGCGAUCAACCUACCUAUACGAUUUAGGGAUUAGAUACUUAUGCUGGUUUGUUCACCA